Molecule: messenger RNA, 10941 nt
Organism: Xiphophorus maculatus (southern platyfish)
Lineage: Eukaryota; Metazoa; Chordata; Actinopteri; Cyprinodontiformes; Poeciliidae
Gene: nbeal1
Product: neurobeachin like 1
Exons: 56
Coding region: 549-8822 (2757 amino acids)
Biological process (GO): intracellular protein localization
Cellular component (GO): membrane; cytosol
Molecular function (GO): protein kinase binding
Source: RefSeq, a predicted model, not a curated record
CAUUUUGAGGGAAUUUGAAGCAAGUUUUAUUUUUGAGCGAGAGCAGCUAAUUCCAUGAGUGGAAAUAAUUAAUUCUGCUUUAAAACAAAAAAAAUGUAUGCUGUUAUUUUCCUAAGAAAUAUUCAGACGUAACUUUUCUGUUUGCUACUCUUCCCACAGGAUUGGAAAAAUGUGCAAAAUACACAAAACUCAACGAGGAGUAAGGUGCCUUGACUUUUGGUUGUGAUGCAAUCUAAGGAAUCCAAACAUCCUCUGACAGGAAGCUUCCCGCAGCAACAGCAGCCCUAGAGACGGCGGUGGCGGAGGUGACAGUUGGGCUUUUCGCUAUCAAGCCACACCUCCAGAGAGAAGAAGAGGAAGAGGAGUGGAGAAGUGGGAUUACAGGCCGUGGAGCUGCACGUCCUACACAGGAAUUAGUUCUGACCUGCUAUGGAGUAAUUUUGGAUUCUCCCGGAAAAGUCAUGGAUGGCUUCGGAUCAUGACUGCCAGGGAAGUGACCUCUGUGGGCACCGCAGCCUGAAGGAGGGGGUGUCCCUCUCUGUGGCACUAUGGCAUCCAACGAAAGACUCUACGAGGUGUGGAUGCUCUACUGCACCAAGAGAGAUCCAGACUACUUCAAGAUAUGGCUGGAGAUUUUCAUCAGCUCGUACGAGCAAUGCCUCGACGUAGACUUCGAAAAGCCCCCUUCCAGACCAGACGAGGUUCCACCUGUGUUGACGCUGCUACCCGACAACAUCCUGCAGGUUUUGCGCCACCAGCUGCUGCAGUGCGUCCAGAAAGCAUCAGACGGCCUUGAGCCCGAGCAGCAGAACCUGGCGCUGCUGCUGCUGAAGUUCCUCAUCAUCAUCUGCAGGAACUUGUCCAAUGUCGAGGAGAUCGGCACUUGCUCUUACAUCAAUCACAUCAUCACCAUGACAACACUGUAUAUUCAGCAGCUAAAGAGUCGGACCAAGGAGAAGGAGAUGAUGGACCACAGUCAGGCGGAGGACUUUGUCCGCCAUUCGCUGGCGUUCUGCGAGAGCCUCUACGACCCUUACCGCAACUGGAGACAUCGGACAAGCAGGGAGCAGCUGGGCGCCGUCGAGAGGGGAAGGCAGAAGUACAAAGCAGCUCCGCUCACCGUUGAAUUCGUUCCCUUCUUUUACCAGUGCUUCCAGGAGAGCGAGCAUCUGAAGGAGAGCCUGAAAUGCUGCCUGCUGCACCUGUUUGGAGCCAUAGUAGCAGGGGAUCAGAGGAACGCUCUGCUCGCCAUCUCUCCAGCCACCAUGGAGGUGCUGAUGCGGGUUCUGGCCGACAGCUACACGGGGAGCUGCUCAUCGGAGGAGGCCGAGGACUGGGACAGCGAGGACGUCAGCCGCAUGGCCCUGCUGACGUUGGGGUGCCUCAGGGAAGUGGUGCAGUGCCUGCUGGCUUCCAGCUCUGACCAGCGACAGGUGGAGAUCGCCUCCGUCUUGGAAAACUACUUCAAGCUGCUCAACUCGGACCCAGCUGCUGUGGUCGCUGCUAAGCAACAGCAGCAACCAGCCAAGGGUCGGGUUCCCACACUCGGCCGACACUGGGAGAUUCGAUUUGUGGCGCUGCAAGUUCACAUGCUAGACACAAUCAGGGACAUGUUCCUGUGUUCAGACAGGCCAGUUCUACAAGCCAUCUUCCUCAACAGUAACUGCUUUGAGCAUCUGACACGCCUGCUGCAGAACAGCAAGCUGGUUAACGCUAGGUGCACGGCGGCAGACAAGGACCAGAAAGAUAUAACCAACAACAGGUUACAGACAGGAGAGAGGGACACUCAGGUGAUUCAGGGACGCCUUGACUCGUUAGCGGUAGCCACCAUCAAAGCCCUGACGACGGUUAUGCAUAAAUCCCCAGCUGCUAAGGAGGUUUUCAAGGAAAGGAUCGGCUACAAUCACCUGUACGAAGUUCUGAUCUCGCUCGGCCAGCCGUCUCGACUCCUGCUCAAGGAGCUGAUGAACAUGUCGGUGGAGGGGGAACACACCUCAGUGGGGCUCCUGGGGAUCAGCAACGUGGAGCCGCUGUUGCUGCUGGUCCAGUGGCUCCCGGAGCUGGACUCGCCCGAACUGCAGCUCUUCACGGCCGACUGGCUGCGCCGCCUUUGCUGCCUCAACCGCCAGACUCGCGCCACUUGCGUCAACGCCGCCAUGGUGGUGAGAGCCCUGGCCGCCCUGGAGCACCACGGGCGUCUGCACAGAGCCUGCGCUGAAAGCCUGUUUGGCUUGCUGGGCUCACUGGGCUCCCAGUCUCUGAGUGGCAGGGAGCUGCUGGGACUCAUCCGCCUCCUCAGAACCCCAGAGUCCAGCCAAGCUCAUCCGUACGUCGCCCCGGCCCUGAGGGCGCUGCUCACCAUGGUCCGCAAGCAGGGACUGGAGAAUGCCAUGCAGUACUUCGACCUGUCCCCCAGCAUGGCAGGGAUUGUUGUUCCCACGGUGCAGCGCUGGCCCGGGUCCGCCUUCAGCUUCCACGCCUGGUUGUCUCUGGACCAGGACCAACUGGGUCCGCUCAGCAAAGACAAACGGAAGCAGCUCUACAGCUUUUUCACCAGUGGAGGAACAGGCUUCGAGGCGUUCAUCAGCUCAGCGGGGGUUCUGGUGGCGGCUGUGUGCACAAAGAAGGAGUACGUCACAGUGAUGCUGCAGGAUUACUGUUUCUGCGACUCGCUCUGGCACAGCAUCGGAGUGGUGCACGUACCCGGGAAGAGGCCGUUUGGACAGAGCCUCGUCUACAUUUAUGUAGACGGGCAGCAGAAACUGUCCGCCCCCCUCAAGUACCCCAUCAUGACAGAGCCGUUCAUCUCCUGCUGCAUCGGCUCCGCCGGCCAACGCACCACCACCCCCCCUCCCUCGCAGAUCCCCGACCCGCCCUUCUCCUCCGCCGCCACGCCCACCGCUCGCUCCUCGCUGAGCGGCAUCCUGUCGCCGCAAACGUGGGGCGGGCUGCUGGGCGGGAAAACCGAGUCGGUCACCAAGCUGAUCUCGGCCGGGACGCAGGACAGCGAGUGGGGCAGCCCCACGUCGCUGCAGGGCCAGCUGGGGAGCGUCAUGGUGUUUCAUGAGCCGCUGCAGCCUGCGCACAUCAAGGCCAUCUGCAGCGCCGGUCCUAACUGCGUCUCUCCAUUUAAAGCCCAGGAAUCAGAACUUGGUGACAUUUCAGCCAAACUGCUGCUGCAUUAUUCACCCAAGGCCUGUAGAAAUCCCAUCUGUCUCGACCUUUCUCCCAACGCGUUGCAUGGACGUCUGACUGGGAACAAAGUGGUCAACUGGGACAUAAAGGAUAUGAUCAACUGUGUCGGUGGGCUGCCGGUGCUUUUCCCAGUUCUGGAGCAGCUGACCUCCGUGACCUCUGACCAGCAGAGCGCCGAUCCUGCAGCUGCGUCAGACUUCAUCACGCCAGAUGUGAGCACCCCAGCUGACGGGGACUGGGUCAUUCUUCCAUCCAACAGAGCUUCAGAGGCGCGUCUGGAGAAGAACCUGGUGGCCACUUUCCUUUUGGUGCUGAAGCACUUCCUGCAGAGACACCCUAUCAACCAGGAGAACCUGCUUCACUCGUACGGCGUGGGAACGCUGGGAGUCCUGCUGCAAAAGCUUCCAGUGGGUCAUGUGGACGUCAGCGUGCUGGUCGCUGUGCAGCUGCUGAUUGAGCAGGUGACCUAUGAGAAGAACCAGGCUCUGCUGCAGCAGAUCCACUCACAUCUGCUGUUCAACUUCAACAUCUGGAACAAAGGAGAUUUCCCUCUGCGCAUCGGUCACAUCCAGUACAUGUCCACCGUCAUCAAGGACGACAGGAAGCAGUUCAGGAAGAAAUAUGGAGUCCAGUUUCUGCUGGACACCAUGCGGCUGUAUUACGGGAAGAACGCCAACAAGGAGAACGACCUGAGCGACGAUGACGUUCGGACCAUCAGAGCGUCUCUCUGUGGCCUCGUCAAGUAUUACAUCAGCAAGGGCAUGUUGCAGGAAGAGAUGCACAGCAUUCUGGGAUACAUUGCUGCCAUUGGAGAUGAAGACCAGCUGUGCAGCCUUCUGGAGAUGCUGCUCAGCCUCCUGCAGAGCAGCCCGGCCAAAGACCAGCUCUUCCUGCUCCUCUUUGAGCCCGCAGCAGCAGAUUCCUGCUACACGCUUCUGCUCAACAACAAGCACUCAGACCGACUGAGGGAGCUCGUCUUCAAGCUGUUUGAGCGGAUGCUGCGCUGCGAUCGGGUUUAUGAGAGGAACAAGCAGCGGCUGCGCCUGAGGGAGGCUGGCUAUACGGGGCUGUCGCUCGUUUUCUCUGAGCUUCACAUCACUCCCACCCUGAUCCGCUGCCUCCUCAACCAGAUCCUCCAUACAGAUCAAGUUGUGAACUACAAGGACCUGAUGGCUCUGGUGCAGCUCACACAUCGGGCCGGGCCAGGUGUGCGCCUGAUUGUUUGCAAGAGGGUGUACCAGCUGCUUCAGUCCCAACAGGACGCCGCCCAUCAGAUCUCCAAGCAGCAGUGUUGGCAGGACACGCUCAUGCGCCUGUACUUGCGAGGCGAGGGGUCCCUCACCAUGCGCAGCUCCGAUACAGCCAGCACCUGCAGUUUCGACUUAAACCGUAAUGGCGGCAGCAGCAAUAACCGCCUGGAGCUGCCGCUGGAAAGGAGGCCGCGGACGGGCAGCAGCAGCCGCCUGGACCGCCUUGAGGACGACCGACUCAGCGUGGGAGACGCCCGCUCCGUGGACAGCCUGGACAAUGGAGAUGUCAUCUCGCUGCUGGACACGCCGUCUUCCUGUGCCUCCACCGAGCCGCAGCUGCCGGUCAAGCCGUGGGUGCUGAGUAAAUCGGGGGGCUUGACGUUGGAUCUGUCGCACCUUCAGGCCUUUGAGGGUGCAGAAAGCGGCAACCAAACGCCGGGGAGCAUGCCCAGUACGCCGUCGCCCCUGGAAACGACAAAACCUCUCCCUGGGAGCUCUGGGGAUAAAGAGCCAACAUCUUCCUUUACUGAAGACGGAUUCCUCUUUAAUGACAAUAUCUCACUGGGGGAAUCCUUCAACAACGUCGAGAGGGCGGAGGAGGAGCUCUGCAGCAUGCUGCUGGAGAUCGUCCUGUGCGUGAUGUGGCGAGGAGUCGAGGGCUCGGACGACUCGGCGUGGCUGGAGCGCGGCCAGGCGUUCUCAGCUCUCACCAAACUGGGGACUGCCAACGAGCUGCUGCUUCCUGUCGACCAGAUCAAGCUCAGUCUCUUGGAGCGCAUGCUGGAGUGGGCGGUGACUGAUAACCGGGAAGCCUCGGCUGCUUCGCUACCACAGCACACUGAGAACGCCGUUCGCCUGCUUCACAUCGUGCAGGACUUCCUCCAGGCAGAGGGCUUGGUCAACCCGGCGCUGUGGACCGAUAAAGUGCUAGAAGAAGCUGUGACACUAAUGGACUGCCUCAUGGUGUGGUACUCUGCUGGAACCCAGUGGUUCCAGCUUUCCCAAGUUGGACUGAGACUCCUACUGGGCUUCAUGGCUCAGGAAGACACAGAGGUGUGUGCGUUGGCCUCAGCCAAACUGAACGGCAUCCUGCAAACUAAAGAAGUGUCAAGUCAGGACGAGGCCUGCUACCUGCUGGGGAAGCUGGAGGGAAUCCUGCGGCGAACCAUCCAGGAGCAAACCGAGGAGACCUACUCCUUCCUGGUUCCUGUUCUGCGGACGCUGCUCUCCAAAGUCCACCGCCUCCUCUACAUGGAGCUGCACCUGCCUCAGCUGCCCGACACCAACGGCAGCCCGUCUUUCUUCGAGGACUUCAAGCUGUAUUGCAACUCGCCCGAGUGGCGCGUCUACCUCGACAAAUACAUCAUUCCAUACAUGAAGCAGUAUGAAAUCGAGAUGUUCAGUCAGGGUCAUGAGACCAUGGCUCUGUACUGGAAGGAGUGCUAUGAGGCCUUCAUGGUCAGCUUGCACAAGAGGGAAAGGGAAAGAGGAGAGAGCAAGAUCCGCUUCCAGGAACAAUUUGUGGAGCCGUUCUCGCGCCGCAGCCGGCAAGAAAACCUGCGCUACAACAACAUGCUGAAGCAGCAACACAGCCAAAACAACGCCACCCUCAGGCAGUGGAAGGCAGCGCGGCGGGGUUUGGUGUGUGAAAGGGGUCCAUGGGCUGACAGACUACAAGACGAGACGCACUGGAGAGUGUCCAGUGCUGAAAACUUCUCCAGAAUGAGGCUGAAGCUGGUUCGCAAUUACAACUUUGACCCUCACCGAGAGGCCAGCGCUCUGAGAGACAACCUGGGCGUCCAUCAGCAGCGUGUGAAUCCAGAGUCUCUGCUCCUAGAAGCUGUGAAGCAACUUAAAGUCAGCGACUUGGAGGACGACAUCUUGGAUCUGCCGGAGGACGACCCUGCUGCCACUAGCAACCAGGCCGAAGCAGAGGAGGUGGGUCAGAAGGAGAAAAUGGUGUUGUGGGAGGACUGUGAGCUGGUGACGGUGGUGGAUGUCGUCCCAGGCCGCCUUGAGCUCACCACUCAGCACAUUUACUUCUAUGACAGCAGCCAGGAGAAGGAGGAGGGAGUGGGCCAUGACUUUAAAUGGCCGCUAUCACAGAUCCGGGAGGUCCACCUCCGACGAUACAACCUGCGUCGCUCAGCUCUUGAAAUCUUCCUCAUUGACCAAACCAAUUAUUUCCUGAACUUUAAAAAAGAGGUGAGGAACAAAGUGUACAGCCGCAUGCUGCUGCUGCGAUCGCUCAGCCUUUAUGGGACCCGAUCACCUCAGGAGCUCCUGAAGGCCUCUGGACUCACACAGAAAUGGGUGAACCGAGAAAUUUCUAACUUCGACUACUUAAUGCAGCUCAACACUAUUGCAGGCAGAACCUACAACGACCUCUCGCAGUACCCAGUGUUUCCCUGGAUUCUAGCCGACUACAGCUCAGAGGAGCUGGACCUCUCUGACCCGCGGGUGUUCAGGGAUCUAUCGAAGCCGGUGGCGGUGCAGAACGAACGCAAUGCUAAAGCAGUCAGAGAGAAGUAUGAAAGUUUUGAGGACCCAACUGGCACCAUAGACCGUUUCCAUUAUGGUACCCACUACUCUAACGCUGCUGGAGUGAUGCACUACAUGAUCCGAGUGGAGCCCUUCACCUCGCUGCACAUCCAGCUGCAGAGUGGACGGUUUGACUGCGCCGACCGCCAGUUCCACUCCAUCCCAGCGACGUGGCAAACCCUCAUGGACAACCCCAACGAUGUGAAGGAGCUCAUUCCAGAGUUCUUCUACUUCCCUGAAUUUCUGGAGAACCAAAAUGAUUUUGAUCUAGGCCGCCUGCAGAUCUCUAAGGAGAGGGUACAUAACAUUGUUCUCCCUAAAUGGGCCAAAUCCCCUGAGGACUUCAUCUACAAGCACCGCAAAGCUCUGGAGUCAGAGUACGUCUCAGCCCACCUCCACGAGUGGAUCGAUCUGAUCUUUGGUUACAAACAGAGGGGCCCAGCAGCUGUGGAGGCACUCAACGUCUUUUACUACUGCACUUACGAAGGAGCUGUGGACUUGGACGCAAUCACAGAUGAAAAGGAGCGAAAAGCUGUUGAAGGCAUGAUCAGCAACUUUGGUCAGACCCCCUGCCAGUUACUUAAGGAGCCCCAUCCGGUUCGCCUUUCUCAGGAGGAAGUGGAGAAGAGGAAGGCUCAGCAGGACUCGAGUCCUCUCAACAUGUUCGAACACCUCAGCGACCUCAAGUCCUUCUUUGUUGAGGGCAUCAGCGACAACGUGCCGCUGGUUAAAGCCGUCGUGCCAAAGAAUCAGUCCCAUUCGUUCAUCACCCAGGGAAGCCCUGACACAAUGGUGACUGUGAGUCAGAACUGCCUGCUGGGGACCCAUGGGUGGCUGCCUUACAAUAAGAACAUCUCCAACUAUUUCACCUUCAUUAAGGACCCCACAGUGUCCAACACCAAAACCCAGCGCUUCCUGUCAGGACCGUUUGCCCCCGGCGUUGACCUCGCAGCAGGUCUGUUUGUCGUCUCCCACGACGGGAAGCUGCUGUUCAGUGGCGGACACUGGGACAACAGCAUUAGGGUCACCUCACUGGUCAAGGGCAAGACAGUGGGACAGCACAUCCGACACAUGGAUGCUGUGACCUGCUUAUCAACAGACCACUGUGGCAUCCACCUGAUCUCUGGCUCCAGAGACACAACCUGCAUGGUGUGGCAGGUUCUGCAGCAGGGUGGAGCUCCUGUGGGUCUGUCGUCCAAACCUGUCCAGGUUCUGUACGGACACACGGACGAGGUGGUGAGCGUGGCCAUCAGCACUGAGCUGGAUAUGGCCAUUUCUGGGUCCAGAGACGGUACGGUGAUCAUCCACACCGUGCGUCGAGGUCAGUACAUGCGCUGCCUGCGGCCGCCGUGCGACAGCUCCCUUCCGCUAUCCAUCCUCCACUUGGCCGUGUCCUGGGAGGGUCACCUGCUGGUCCACACCUGCCUGGAGGGCAAAGCCACACUCAAAGAUAAAAAUACGCUACAUCUUUACUCUGUGAACGGGAAGCACCUCUCCAGCGAGCGGCUGAAGGAGCAGGUGACGGAUAUGUGUGUUUCAGGGGAGUAUGUGAUCAUCGGGAGUGAGCAGGGAUACCUGUCCAUCCGGGAUCUCUACAGCCUGUCUCUCUGCUCGGAGCCCAUGGCCAUGCGGCUUCCCGUCCGCAGCGUCUCCGUCACCAAGGAGCAGAGCCACGUCCUGGUGGGCCUGGAUGACGGCAAGCUGAUCAUCGUAGGCGUGGGCAAGCCGGCGGAGAUGCGAUCGAACCAGAUCACACGAAAGCUGUGGGGCUCCAGCAAGAGGCUGACUCAGAUCUCGACGGAGACGGAGUACAACCCGCAGCAGGAGAGCAACUGAUCCCAGACCAACCACACACUCCCGCCUCCCCUUCACACCCGGUUCUUAUUAAUUUUCAUAAAUCCCCUUAAGUUCCUCCAUUACUCCCCCCAAGUUAAACAGGUGCUUGAUUCAUAAAAUCCUGCAUCUCCAUCUUUAUUUUUUAUUUUUUUGUUUUCCUGCUUUGAAUCGACCAUCAAGGCGCUGGCGCUGUGGUACACUACUUAUUCCCUCUUCAUUCCUCAUUAUUUUAAACAAUCAAACUAGUGUGUGUGUGUAUGAGAAGCAUUGUUUUAAAAUCUAAUUUCAAGUGACCUUUAUUUUUGAGUCUGACAGGUGAGUCGGUCAGUCGCAGCCUUAUGCAGUAAGACUAAACUCUAUGCCUUCUUCUAUGCUUUUGUAUACAGAAGCAUUUGUUGGCACACCUGGAAAGAUGUAUGGGGGAAAAAUGAUCAUUUAUUGCAGUAGCAAAUUCCCAUCCAGUUGAUUUGACCAGAUGUUCAACAUUUUCUGGUAUUUCAAAAAUCCAUCAAAUUAAAUUAAGAAUCCGUGAAGACAUGAAUUUUACAGAUUUUUUUGUCCUGAAUCGUACUUCCUGUUCUUUUUCUCAUAUUUAUUCUUUGUUUCACACCCAAACGUUGUUGCAGAAAAGAUUGAAAUUAUGAUCAUCCAACCAAAGUCCCUGUAAAGUUUAUCAAAAUCCACGUUUAUAGCAUUGAAUGUUUGAUUUCUUUUUACCUCUCUUACCAUUCUGCAUUUCCAGUUGUUAUUUUUGGGGAAGAUGUGAGCAACUUUGAGUGAAACUAAAAGUUUUUCUGUUAGACUGACAAUUUUUCUUCCUGAAGAUUUUGUCAGAAUAAGGAUGAAUAUAUCACCAGAUCAGCACCGAAUUAAAAACUAAUCAAAUUUAAUGUCGGGCUUUACUCUGAAAAUCUGCUUCAGCAAUAAAAGAUGUAAGUUUUUCUACACAUCUUAACCAGGGAUGCCAGUAAAAAUGGCCUGUAAAAACAUACAAUUCUAUCGAGGCAUACUUUAAUUAACACUGACAUGAAUCAGCGUUGACGUUUCGUUUUGUCACUAAACACUACAUUAUCCUUCUGACGAUUCAACAGGAAAAAACCGGCUGAAUGUUUUUGAGUUACUUGAAUUUGCGUUUAUUUAUGAGUAGCAUUCAUUUAUGUCUGAUUUAUUGUCCUGGCAUAUUUUUAAAAUUCCUCCAACUUGUUGCAGAAGAAAGAGAAGAAAGGGCUUUAUGAGAUGUCAGUGUUAGCAGCAAUACAGCUCCUUCGUCGCGUGCCUGUCGAUAUCUUCUUCCUGUCUCUGAUUCCAGUCUUCCUUCUGCUCUAACCGGGACGGCGUCUCACUAAUUUGCUUCCGUCGCUGCACAGAGCGUCCUCUGAUAUUUUCAUAUCUGUUUCUCAUCAUGACUGAUAAUCGGUGAAGUUUUCUUUUUGCAGGGUUUGCAUGCCUUGUUAAAGUAUGAGUGAGUUAUUUACUCUGCAGUAUGAAGCAGCUACGGAUGACAUUGCUAUUUUUGCACCGUAUUUUUGUUUUCUUUUCCUGUAAUUUGUAUUUACUACUUUAUUUAAACGUCACAGUUUCGGGGGAGUGCAGACACCAAGCUGCGUCCUCCUUGAGAUUUCUGUGAAAGGUGCUUAAAUUGUUUUCUGAAUACUUUUUUGUAUUAUUAUUUUCAUUCUCGCCACUGUUCGAGCUGCUCUACGACUGCAAUAAACGGAGUGCCUUCAAGCCAGUCGUGUCAACAAAAGAGCUAGAUCCGUCAUGAAGCCAUUUAUCCCUGAAACUACGACUUUACGCAGCAUUCCACGUGUCCAACCUCAGCAGUCUCAACGGGAACCAAUGAUAUUGGACUUAAAUAAUAAUCAGAAAUACUAUUUUGUGUCUUAGCUGCAUCCUCUGUGAGUGUCACCUAAAUGGAUGUGUGUAUAUCUGUGAUUAUUUAUGAAUACAGUAUAUAUAUAAAUAUAUAUAAUGUACAGCAUGAUUUUUAUUUCUUUUAAAUGUCCUUUUUGCACUUUCUAGGUACUAAACAUUGUUUUACCUUGGCUCCCUAAUCUGUACAAACUGCUUUGUAUACACAUGUGGGAAAUGAUCAUUAAAGUCUUGUCUAAAUUAAAAA